Drosophila albomicans is the source of this 1459-nucleotide messenger RNA. RefSeq lists its product as uncharacterized. NCBI's taxonomy places the organism in Eukaryota, Metazoa, Arthropoda, Insecta, Diptera, Drosophilidae. The transcript is spliced from 2 exons. The record is from RefSeq and is a predicted model, not a curated record. The coding region runs from base 163 to 1275 and encodes 370 amino acids.
CGCUUUCCAAUCGAACCACCAUCGAGUGUACAGAGUGUGAAGCAGUGGAGCAGUGUCCAAUCAGUCCAGUCAGUCAAUCAACAGCCAACAAGGAUUACGUGAUCUAAGCUAAGCCCAAAAUAAAAACAACAAUACAGAGACCUUAAGACUAAAGUGUUUGCCAUGCGUACUUCCGCCCUUAUUGUUGCCUGCGUGGCAUUGUUUGGCGCCGUCCAGUCGCGUCCUGAGCCGCCAUCGCCCUACUAUGGAUUACCCCAGCAGCAGAGCCAGCGUGCACUGCCCCUGAAUGCUCAUCCCGCGUCGCCACACAUCUAUCAGGCUUUGCCUCAGGAGCAAACGUUCGCCAACUUUGCUGCUCCCCAAGUGCCACAGCCACAGAUGAACUAUCUGCCACCUGUCCAGCAACAGCAACCGCAGCAGCCACAACUGAAUGAGCAGCUGGCGCCCGCUGUAGAGCCACUGAACCCCUACGAUGACUCCUACAACAUGGCACACCGUCUCUCAGGUGUCCAGCAUGCCAGCGGAUACAACAAUGCCCCACAGGAGACUCGCGUGCACAAGCACAUCUACGUUCAUGUGCCGCCCAAGGACUUCGAGGAGGAGGACGCCGUUGUGCCACGUGUGCAUCACGAGACUGGACCCAAGCAGAAGCACUACAAGAUUGUGUUCAUCAAGGCGCCAUCGGCACCAGCGCUCCGUCCACCAGUUGUGCCACCACCACCCCAGAACGAGGAGAAGACCCUGAUCUAUGUGCUGCACAAGAAGCCCGAGCAGGAGCAGGAUAUUGUUAUUCCCACACCGCCACCCACCAAGCCAUCCAAGCCCGAGGUCUACUUCAUCAAGUACAAGACCAAGAAGGAGGAAGCCCCCGUCUAUGGACCCCCACCAGCUGAUAUGGAACCUCGUCAGGCCACCGCCGAGGACUUCGCCCCCAUCGCCGAUGUGGCCGAUGUGCUGCCCACCACCCUGGCCCCUGAACCAGAGCCCGAGCAGCCUGCUCCUGUCCCCUCAUCCAUCUACGGGCCACCCACAGCUCCCGCCUACACUGGCGAGGAAGUGCAGACCACACUGGCUGUGCCCUCCAAUCAGUAUUUGCCACCCGCAACCGCACCCGCCGCUUUGGCCAUUGAGGAGCCCUCGAUGGCGCCCAUCAUUGUCGAGGAGCCCAUCGAGCAGCGUCAGCCUACCGAUGCGCCCGUUGCCCCUGUCCCCGCUCAUGUGCCUGCUGUCAACUACGGUCCACCCAACCGCUUCUUCCUCAAGAAGCUGAAGUGAAUGACAGCGCUGUUUUAGCGAAAUUUUAUACUUAGUCUAAAUGGCGUGCCGCCCGCCCCCUUUGCUGUGACACGCCCCCUCGUUCACAACCACAAUCACACUCACACUUCACCCACGCACAUCUCGUUUGUUGCUCGUUUUUUCUCCCAUAAAAAAAGAAGAAUUGUUAAAUUGUUUUUGUUAA